This is a messenger RNA of Equus quagga, 675 nucleotides long. RefSeq lists its product as uncharacterized. NCBI's taxonomy places the organism in Eukaryota, Metazoa, Chordata, Mammalia, Perissodactyla, Equidae. The coding region runs from base 1 to 675 and encodes 224 amino acids. The transcript is spliced from 2 exons. The record is from RefSeq and is a predicted model, not a curated record.
AUGAGUUCUCUGCCGGAAGUGGACGGAGGUGAUUGGCAGCCCGGGCCCUGGAGACCCGCCCCUUACGGCCAGAGGCAGGAAGCGGACCUUGCGACACCACUUCGCGCGGUAUUUUUGUCCCGGGACUCAAGCCUCGUGGAGCGGUCACGUCGGUUCUCGUGCGGUGGCCCCGUCCUCGGUGAGGCCCGUGGAGGGAGGGCCUUGGGCGCACGGAGGGCGUUAAAGGACAGGUGCGGCCCGGGACCCGAGGGGCUCCGUAGAGAGGCCGGGCCUCCGCUCGUCCGCCCGGCCGCUGGGCCCCGCGCUGAGCCGGGGCGGGAAGGGCGCCGUGCGGGGCGUUGGCGUCCCCUGCGCUGCCCUAGUCAGAGCCUCCGAGUCACCUUCGAGACUUUUCCCCAGAAGGAGGAGAAGCAGUUCCGCUGUGCGAGUCCCGUUGCUCAGGCCCCGCGCCUUCCGGUCCUCAGGACCUGCGACCCCGCCGUGUGCCUGAAAGAAUCCACAAUGAGUGGGAACACUAUGAUUGUGAGCAAUGUGGAAAAGUCUUCAGUGAACAUUCAUGUCUUAAGACACACAGAACUCAGAAUGGAGAGAACGCUCAUGAGGAUAAUCAGUAUGGGAAAAGCGUCCUUACUCUGCACAGGAAAACAUCUACUGGAGAGAAACUUUCUAGGUUGA